AAUUGCAAUAACAUGUGAAUCAAGAAUCCAAGAAAACAGAUCUACUUCUGCACGUCGUAUGUGUUCUUCGUCUCAAAUUCCUUCCAGGCGAGAUUGUAGAAUAGUGUUUAGUUUAGCUAGAACCGCAAAAUUUAAGCGUCUUCCAAAAGUAAUCUUCCUUGAAUCUAUUGAUGUCAAGGAGUUUUUUUCUUGAAUAAACAUGGAUAACAACAGAAACAGUGCUUUUUCAGACAAGUUAAAGGAACAGGUAACCGGAUCAUUUGAUCGUUUGCGAAAAGCAUUGGAUUUACGAGAAAAGCUCUUGCUGCGACAAUUGUCGGUAGUUGUGCAGCAGUCGCAACACGUUACAUUCCAGUUUGACAAUAUCAAAUUCGUCGACAGUGGUGAGGAGGAUCUUGUUUCGAAAAUUCGAACGUAUGGAAAGUAUAACAUUGAUAAUUUCAAUAUUAUACUAAAAGAUCCUUACGAGAAUGAGGAUUACAUACAACCGGUGGAGGACCACGAUUUGAUGCACAAAAGUUGUCGGCGAGGACCACCGGGUGACGAGAACACUGAUAAUCCAGAAAGUGAGGAAAAUAUCGUGGUUGAGAUUUUUAACAACAAAGGCCUAAUUAAAGAGGGCGCGGAUGUGGUUCGUGAGUCCAUCAUAAAUUUAGCGGUGAAUGAAAGUAAGGAACUAAUCGAUAGAAGCUUUCCUGUGGGAUUAAUACUGGAUGAUGAUAUAGAACGUAUGAAAAUCGAUUUAACAAACUUUCGGAAUCGGGAACGUACGGCAAUUCAUUCACAUUCAGUUGAAGGUGAAGGUAGCAGAGAAACUGUUGAUGUUAGUAACAACAAUCGACCGAGUGAUGUGUUUGGAAUUGAUCCAACGAGAUCUGCUCGGCAACAGCUAAUGAUUACUAAAGCAUCUCAGACGGAACUGGAUAAAGCGGGUAGACAUAGUAGCGGUGUCAUAUCAAAUAGUAGUGACUCUGAUCGUAAUCUAGUUUUUAAAACCAGCAAACAACGUUCGGAUAAAACUGUUGAAAAUGUGAACAGUUUAACUGUGACUAACUGUAGCGGUACCAUAAACUUAAAGAAUGUAACAAACCUAACAAUCAAUGCUUGCCCGGAAGUCUCCACAUCCAAGCCAGCGGAGGAAGCACCACGUUGCUCAUCGGUGGAAGGUAGUCCUGAGUGUGGUUUCUACAAAAGGCUGAUAACCGAGAACAAAAUACUUCGUCAGCACAUCCUGAACACGAACUUGGCAUACGCCACUAACACACAUUCCCACGCAUGCACAACUGGCUCGGAUUCUCUCGAGACCGAUCCGUCCACAGUGUCAAAUCAUUCCAGUGACGGUGGCGCACAGUCAGAGUGUAGUAAAACUCAGCGACCGCCACUCACUGCAGCUGACCUACGGAAUAUCCUGAAUCUGCCACAACAGAAUAACACUCUCACACAGGUUCUGGGUGAUCUAUUUGCCCUAGCAUCACCCACCACGGCUGUUGCAGCGGCGGCAGUAGCAGCAGCAGCUGCCCGGAAUGCACCAACAUCCACCCAUGAACACACGAUGCAAAUCCAACAGUGGCUCAAACAGAUCAUAUCCGAAACGGAAACGGAGCCACAACAGAACGUCGAGCUGAUGGAAUUUAGUCAAAUCAACAACUAAAGAAAGCAACGGUCCCAACUGUAAGUAGAACACAGUUUUAAUCACUCAGGAUUUUACUUUCGGAAAGUACAGAAUGUUUCCGUAACAACUGUUCUUAUAAUUUAAUGUUGUUUUUUAUUGACUUCAAACAAUCACUCUAAAAUAAUCUGAACUUACCACAAUAGAUCUAAAUACUGGUCGCAGUGUUAUCUCCCACAAAAAAAAUCUGAACUUAUUUCUUUUGGACCUCCCUCAAAUGUUGAGCACUUAGAGCUCUUAUACGAAGUAAGAUAUGAUGAACCUAGACGCCUUCUUCAAGUGUUGUAGAUGAUCCAUGAACCGCUGAAGUUUGCCAAUUGUUACGAACUCACUUGUCAGAUAUUUCCAAGAUGACCCACUUCAAACAUCUUGGUGUCGUUUUUUACUGUAUAUUCACAACCAAGCCACAUACAUUACUUUUGCAUUUUUGUCGAGGUUGUUUACAAAAUGUUUGAAAUAGAUGCGCAUCAUUUGUUUGAUUUUGUUUAUUUGUUGACCUUAUCAACGUAUUAGUCUAUAAUGUAAAAAUAGAAAAUACGUACAAUUUUGCUCACUUUCUUCUAUUUACUAUUAUAGAUUUAUUUAAACUUUUCUUAGCAAGAUAAAACAGAUGGCGACAAAGGAUAAGUUUCGUCUGUGAUUUGGCGUAAGCCUCCCAUAAAAUUCCAGCGACUGGACCUAGCAAACCAAAGUACAGUUCUAAGAAAAAAAUAUUGAAAAUGGGAAUUCUUUUUAAGUAAUUUUUAAACCUAUGAAAUAGAUCCUGAUUAUGACGUAAUAUAGAACAUUUAAAAAAAACCGGAGUUCUUCAGUAAAUCACAUAAGUUAGAAAUACAAUUCUCCGUUAAUUCCGCUAUAUUAGAAGAAAUGCAAUGUGCUUCAACAACUACAUUUGCCCUUCAAAAUGCACAAGUGGCGCCAUAUUCGUUCUGAACGCUUACAAAUGUUAAUAUGCUCUUUGCAAUACUUUGCUCUCCUAAUUCAAAAAUACUAGGGUUCUAGUUUCAAUAGGCUAUGCCAUUUUUGGCGUUACCCCGAAACUGAUGUCGUUUUUGAUUGAAGCGAAACUGAGUAAGGUUCUACCGUUAACCGCGUCCCUGUCAAAAUGUAUAAACUGAUAGCGCCUGGGGUUGGAACCUGACACAGUUUCGGGGUCAAGCAAAAUCGUCAUCAGUUUCGCUUCAAACAAAAACGACAUUAAUUUGUUUGCAAUGAAGCAACAAAACAACAAAUGCUUUAAUCUUUUCCUACAUUGUGGAUCCAGACUAAAAUUUAAAUUAUGUAACAUGUUUAUAAUGAUCCCUCCUUUAACUCUCCAUUUUCUACACCAUUACAGAUGCAUAUAUUUUACAUAAGUGGUGACUUCGCUUUUUAGUCAAGAUAAGCUUAAUAAUCCUCACUUUUAAAGUUGAAAUUGUGAUUUAGGGCGGGCUUUUCAGACUUUUCAAUAUAGCAACUUAUAUUUAUGACAUCACAAAAUAUUGAAUAAGUAACAUCGUAUAAAUAUAGAAGCACGAACAUUACUGUUUUUAAUCUAUGUACAACUGAAACAUUAGCUCAGUAUAACUAAAUUAUAACCACAGAAAAUCAAUUUUAAUGAUUAAUGCUAUCAAUUUUACAAUCGUAAUCCUAGUGAAACAACAAAGCAGUGAUAUUGAACGCAUUUCAAUCUUACGAACGACGAACGCCACCUUGACAAAUUUAGAAGUGUCAAACUUUAGUCCUAUAUAUAUUAAUUGGUUUCACAUUGCUAUGCUAAUAAAGAUAAUAAUCGUCAUAA
Topomyia yanbarensis is the source of this 3449-nucleotide messenger RNA. RefSeq lists its product as uncharacterized. The record is from RefSeq and is a predicted model, not a curated record. Lineage: Eukaryota; Metazoa; Arthropoda; Insecta; Diptera; Culicidae. Bases 200 to 1651 code for a protein of 483 amino acids. The transcript has 2 exons.